UUCGUGUACGACCAUACGACAAUGGCGGACGCGAUAGAUCUUCCCGGCGCUUCACCCAGCCAAAAAAUGUCGUCGAAACUUUUAAGACAAAAGGCACAGGAAUUUCUAACGUCUAGGAAACACGCGAACAAUUUAGUAGAUAUAAUUUCUCAGUGGGACGAAUCUACCUUGUCCUGCCUUCUCACGAUAGAAACGAUAUUCGUCGAGGUUCUAAGGAGAGGCGACAUGUAUUUAGAACGUACGAUAUCCCUUACCAUUUCAGAGCCAAGCCCCGAAGCGAGAUACAUCGAGUGGUUGAGAAACUGUUACGAGGAGGUGUGGGAGAAAAUAUUGGAUUCGAUGGAGAAGUACAGACCUGCCGUGAAACAGCAAGCCCUGACUACCGCCAUAAAGCUUAUGGCCGAAGAAGGUAGAAAUCCGUUGGAACCGAUCGGGAAUGUGGGAUACUAUUUUCCUCUUCAUCGAUUAAAACCUAUGUUGAUGAAGCUGCUGUCGCCGGAGGAGGACAAUACUAAUUUAAUAUCUAGAUUUCAAGAGGUUACAGAGUACCCCGACGCUCUUUAUUAUACGUGGAAAUGUCUUCCAUCCCUUACCCCGAAGAGACAACCGCACGAAAUUUAUAUUCAGAAUCUGCUCGAACUCAUACACAAAUUGUCACUGCCAAAGGAAAUCGAAGAAAGUAAAAUGUCUGAGAAUAAGAAUUUAUUGUGUAAGCCGCAUCAAGCUACCAAAAGUUUUGUAUGGGAUCAAGCUGGAGCGAGACGCGCAUUGAAUAAAGUCUGGGCUUGCGUCAUGCAUUGGGAAUUGACGCCGCAGUCGCACAAAAAACUGUUAAUAGUUCUUUUAGAAAGAGUUAUGCCGCACUUAGAAAAGCCCGUUUUACUAACAGAUUUUCUUAUGGAUUCCUUGGAUGCUGAUGGGCCGAUCGGCUUACUCGCAUUACAGGGUGUGUUUUUACUAGUUACUAAACACAACCUGGAAUAUCCUAAUAUCUUUACCAAACUUUAUUCUAUGUUUGAACCAGAAAUAUUUCACACAAAGUACAAACCACGCUUGUUUUAUUUGUCCGAUCUUUUCCUCAGUUCAACGCACUUACCGGAAGCGUUAGUUGCGGCUUUUGCAAAAAGGCUCGCACGUUUGACCCUCGUAGCACCGCCCGAAGAUAUUCUUAUCAUCUUGCUUUUCGUUGGAAACCUCCUGCUCAGGCAUCCGGGCCUGAAACGUCUCAUUGAUCGUCCGCAAGGAGGAGAGACGGAGCAAAAUAACGGUGCCGGGGACCCGUUCUUAAUGGAAGAACGAGACCCUUUGUCGAGCAAUGCUCUCCUCAGUAGCCUUUGGGAGAUCAAGGCCUUACAAUGGCACAUAAUGCCGAGUAUUGCUAGCACCGCCCGUUUUAUUCGUGAACCCCUCCCUUCGGUAGAAUACGACAUGGCAUCGGCGUUGGAACGUACAGGAGGACAUUUAUUCGACAGUGAAUUAAAGAACAAGGUGAAAGAUAUUAUGUUGACGUUCGAGAGACCUAACUCGAUGAUGUUACCGAAGGGUGAAAGAUUGUUACAAUAUUGGCAACUGACGACGACGAUGCACUGACUGGAGAUGUUGAAAUUAUACGUUACACGAGCAUGUCGUGCAGUAUGCAUUGUCAUCGCAAAAGUACGAAGGAGUUGUUUCUUUUUCUCCCCCCGACAAGAAAAACGCGAACGGAACGAUCCGAAGAUUCUGCGUUUUUUACACGUUUAGAAAAGAAGAAGAUAGUAUGGAAGUAUUGCAUACUUUUGUAUUAUUUUAAAUCUAAAAUUAAUCGCAACGGAAUUGAUUCAGUACAGAAUUUCACGAGCAACAUGUAGAUAUGUAUUUUGUAGACUCUUCAAUCGUGCAACCUGUCUAGCCGUAGUAGAUACCGAUACUUGUGAAUGCUACCGAUUCUGUUAAACAAAGUCAUUUGUAUGCAUGGAUGUGUGAUAUAAUAAAGUGAAACAUAUUUUAAUUUAA
Molecule: messenger RNA, 1992 nt
Organism: Ceratina calcarata
Lineage: Eukaryota; Metazoa; Arthropoda; Insecta; Hymenoptera; Apidae
Product: nucleolar complex protein 4 homolog
Exons: 6
Coding region: 22-1590 (522 amino acids)
Biological process (GO): ribosome biogenesis
Cellular component (GO): nucleolus; small-subunit processome; Noc4p-Nop14p complex
Source: RefSeq, a predicted model, not a curated record